ACCACAGGAUGAUGUCAUCAUUGUAAACUAAAUUCAGCAUAGCCAAACCUUGUUAGAAAAUAGCUUGAAUUUGUACCUUUGAAACCAUGUCAGAUUUUCAACAUUAUAUACACUUUCAGAAAAAAACAAUAGGCAGCACCUCAGCCCGGGAUCGAACCCCAUCCAGGGUUUUAACUACACCCAGCCCUGCUUUAAGCUUUAAUAUGUCACUGACUACUACCAAUAUGCUAUUGUGAGAAUUAUUAUUGAGAGAUGUCUUAAUAACAAAAUAUAUUCCGUGUUAAUAUCGAAGUCAUUCUAAGGGGUAGGUUUGACAAAGCAAAGGAGUGAGUGAGUCUUUGACAUGAAGACAGUGGUUAGAUUCUGCCAUUGGGACUGCUCUGAUGUUGUUUCCAUUCUCUCCUGGUUAUGACCAUAGAGCCUUGUCCCAGUCUCUAGACCUGCCUGUCUGUGUGAUGGAUGACCACCUGACCUCUGAAGCUGUCAAUGAGAUGAAGCAAAGCAGCACUGUGGAAACCACAGAAGAAGAGAGCCUCAACAGUGCGAAAAAUCUUGAGUCUUUUUCACUGAUCAUCAACUUCCUGCAGAACCUAACUGAGGAGCAAUGGAGUAGGAUUCGUAAUGGCAUUUCUGACCCGCUGACAAAACAACAGCUUGCCGGCUUGUGUCUGAGGAUUGUCCAGUUUUUAUCGGACAAGCUGAUGCAGAUCAUCAUCCCAGGUCUUUACGAACUACUGGGCAUCCAAGAUGCUGCCUCUCCAUUGUCACAGAGAUCUCUCACAGCGUCACUCACCAGUCUGUUAGACGAUAAGGUUAACACCAAGUCCCGCGUGAGAUUUACUGAGGCUGGUGUACCUAAGAGGCCAGGCAGUCGAAAGUCUUACAAUAGCUUUCGCAUCCCGACUCCCUACCCUUCCUCCAACUGUAUGGAUCAGGAAGAGGAAGAAGAGCAGGAAUCACAACAACUUAAGUUCAAGGAGAUUUACCUGACUAAGGAGAUGGGCAGUCUGGGCAGUGGAAGCUACUGCCCAAAACCAUUGCCCAAGCCAGCCAUGAGAACCUCUCUGUCUGAUGUGCAGAAGAAGACAACCAACUCUGACUCGCUACAAGUCCUCUUAGGUGUCUCAGAGGACACCCUCGUCACCUGUGUGCAGGACAGCCUGCAAGGUUCUCUCUCCAAACUUGCAUGCAUGUCCAAUUCUCCAUCUGGAAGUGCAGGCUCUCCGAAGAUGACCCCUGCUGUAAUGGCAGAAGUGAUUAAAGAUGUCAAGUCGGCCGUAUCAGUGGUCGUUAAGAGUAAGAAGACAACCAACUCUGACUCGCUACAAGUCCUCUUAGGUGUCUCAGAGGACACCCUCGUCACCUGUGUGCAGGACAGCCUGCAAGGUUCUCUCUCCAAACUUGCAUGCAUGUCCAAUUCUCCAUCUGGAAGUGCAGGCUCUCCGAAGAUGACCCCUGCUGUAAUGGCAGAAGUGAUUAAAGAUGUCAAGUCGGCCGUAUCAGUGGUCGUUAAGAGUGCCUCCGCUAGCCAAACCUCUCAAGUGACACCGGUAAGGGGAGACUCACAGACCAAGGUGGCUGAGAGCAUGGUGAGAGAGCUGGCUGCUAAACUUGAAAAAGUUGACCAAGAGAGCAAGAGUCUAACAGGGCAAGUCAUGACCACGAUCUCUGACACAAUGGUGGCUUUUGUUGACGAGAACGAACAGAAUUUGCUGAAAGAUCUGAAGGACAAGAUCACGUUUUUGGCAUCGCAUGUUGGCUUCAUUGACGAUCUUGAUGCCCUGAUAAGGAAAUACGAGAGCAGCUACAAUAUUGGUGAAUCUGGUUCCUCCUGCACGCUCACGUCUAAGAGCAUCCAAAAACUCUCCUGCCGGGAGUUUCAAACAUCAGCAAUACAAGCAGUUCUACUGAGCGAACCUCUCCAGUAA
Molecule: messenger RNA, 1928 nt
Organism: Oncorhynchus tshawytscha (Chinook salmon)
Lineage: Eukaryota; Metazoa; Chordata; Actinopteri; Salmoniformes; Salmonidae
Exons: 7
Coding region: 384-1928 (514 amino acids)
Source: RefSeq, a predicted model, not a curated record